Molecule: messenger RNA, 4183 nt
Organism: Leptidea sinapis
Lineage: Eukaryota; Metazoa; Arthropoda; Insecta; Lepidoptera; Pieridae
Product: multidrug resistance protein homolog 49-like
Exons: 25
Coding region: 136-4062 (1308 amino acids)
Biological process (GO): transmembrane transport
Cellular component (GO): membrane
Molecular function (GO): ATP binding; ATP hydrolysis activity; ABC-type transporter activity
Source: RefSeq, a predicted model, not a curated record
UUCUGUAGUUACACUACUUAUCAGUACGUCGAGGCGGACGGAUCUAUUUCAGGCCAAAUUUACCUGACUGUUAAAGUAAUAUUUUCGUAACAUCUUAAUCAAACUAAACCUACAAAAGUACUAAAACAUAUCGCGAUGGAAAUUAAAAAGAAAAAGAAUAAUGAUAAGCACAAACAAGAUCAGAUAAGCAAUUCAUACUUCCAGAUUUUUCGAUACGCAAAAUGGUAUGAAAUCUUGGCUACAACCUUUGGCUUCAUUGCGGGUAUGGCGAGUGGAGGAGGUGUUUGUUACAAUUUGAUACAAUUUGGGGAGCUCAGCACGGCCUUCGUGCAACGAACGUCACAACAAGAUCAACUCUCAAGUCACUUACCUCUGCUCAGUUUGUUUGGAGGUGGUCGUCGAUUGUUCAACGCAUCAUAUGAGGAGAAUAUGAAUGCACUCGUUGAAGAUGGGACUGCCCUUGCCAUUGGAAUGAUUAUAAGUAUGUCGGUCUCCAUAGUAUUGUGCGUGGUGUCAAUCGCUCUUAUAAAUUGGAGUGCUCUGAGACAGAUAACAAGGAUACGGUUCAUAUUCCUUGAAGCCGUAAUGAGGCAAGAUAUGACUUGGUAUGAUACAGAAAGUGAAUUCAACCUCGCCUCUACAAUGUCAGAAAACAUGAUGAAAAUUAAGGAUGGUAUUGGAGAAAAGUUGGGAGUUGUAGCUAACCUUCUUGGAACAGGAAUAAUGUGUUUAGCGCAAGCAUUUCCUUUGGGUUGGGAAUUAGCUCUGGCGUGUGUCACCGUUAUACCAUUUUCAAUCACUUCAUCUUACUUGCUUUCUAAUUACCAGUCACGAUCCUCAGCGAGAGAAAUGGCAUCAUAUAGUCAAGCUGGAAAACAGGCUGAAGAGGUACUUAAAUCUGUUAGAACGAUUGUUGCGUUUGGAGGAGAAAAUAAGGAAAUUGAAAGAUAUCGACGACUCUUAGAGCCUGCCGAAAAAUGUGGUCAUAAAAGAGGCUUGUAUACGGGACUUGGUAACGGUUUUAAUUGGGUCAUGACAUAUUCUUUGAACGCAAUUGGUUUGAGCUACGGGACGCGUUUGAUUAUCAUGGAUAUGGACAAAUCAACUGACGAACGACGAUAUGUCGUCGGUGUAGUGUUCAGUAUAAUGUUCAGCAUGUACAUGGCAACACAGUCUAUCACGUUCUGUGUGCCGCAUGCCGAAGUGUUCGCAGCCGCACGUGGUGCAGCUGCAAGUAUUUUCAAACUUCUGGCGAGAAAACCCGAAAUUGAUAGUUUAUCUGAAGGUGGGAUUAAACCAAAAAGAAUUGUUGGUGACAUUGCCUUAGAAGAUGUUCAGUUUAGUUAUCCAUCGCGACCCAACGUGAAAAUACUUCAAGGACUCUCGUUGCACAUUAAGGCGGGUGAAUGUAUUGCUCUUGUUGGAUCGUCUGGUUGCGGGAAAUCGACUAUACUUCAACUACUACAGAGGAUGUAUGACCCAUUAGUUGGGGUGGUACGAAUCGAUGGCAAGAAUGUAAGGAACCUCAAUUUAAGUUGGCUGAGAUCUUCUCUGGGUGUCGUAGGUCAAGAACCAGUUUUAUUCAGAGGUACAAUCUACGAGAACAUAGCAAUAGGCACACCCGAAGCCACGCAAGAGGAAGUACAGAGAGUCGCUGAAAUGGCAUAUGCUCACGACUUCAUAACACAUCUUCCAAAUGGGUAUGAUACAUUGAUUGGAGAGCGAGGCGCAUCUUUGUCUGGAGGUCAAAAACAACGUAUAGCAAUUGCUAGGUCUUUAUUAAGAGAGCCAGCAAUUCUCCUUCUGGAUGAAGCUACGUCAGCCCUAGACCCACACUCAGAAAAACAGGUCCAAGCUGCACUGGACAGAGCUAGCGUAGGACGCACCACUUUGAUGGUGUCACACAGGUUAUCUACUAUAAUAAAUGCUGAUCGUAUCAUUUGUAUGGAUCAAGGAGCCAUUGUUGAACAAGGCACACAUGAAGAGUUAAUGGGAGCCAAAGGGUUCUAUUACAAGCUGGUAACUACAGGUAAUGAAAACAAGGAACCAGAUGUUAUAGAGACUUUACUUGAAGAAGAUAACGUUGAAGCUGAUGGAGGUGAAGCAGCUCUUGCACCACGAAUGGACACUAAAAGAAAAUCGAACAGAAGAGUUGUAAGGCAUCACUCUGUCAAGAGAGAUUCACAUGAUUGGAUGACACCCCGUGGAUCAAUAUCUUCAAUCAUAUCUACUGGACUGCAAAACUUUAAUUACAACGCCGAUUUGGAAUCGGAGGAAGAUAAUAAUGAUGAUGAGGAAAUUAAACCAGUCAGUGACUGGCAACUUUUGAAGUUAAAUGCUCCAGAAUGGGUUCAAAUGGUGCUUGGAUCGGUAGCAGCUUUUGCUCAAGGCUCGUGCUUUCCUGUGUUUGCAUUACUCUUUGGAUACUCUGCAGGGAUUUAUGUGCUACCAAAUCGCGAUGACAUGACACAUUUGGCUGAUACAUUUUCUGGACUAUUCCUGGUUAUCGCUGCAGUAGCGGGGGCGGCUAUGUGUAUCCAAAGUACUUCUUUUACAACCGCUGGUUUGAAAAUGACAACGAGAUUGAGACAUCAAUACUUUGGCGCUCUAUUGAAACAAGAAAUUGGUUUCUUCGAUAAAGAGAGUAAUACGGUGGGAGCUCUAUGCGCUCGCUUGAGUGGAGAUGCCGCCGAAGUUCAAGGAGCUACUGGACUGAGAAUAGGACUUAUCAUCCAGGGUACUACUUCUGUUGUAGUUGGUUUCCUAAUGGCCGUUAGCUUUAAUUGGAAACUUACUUUAGUUGGCACCGCUUUCCUUCCAUUGAUGGUGGGUAGUAUUUGGUUAGAAGGCAUUGUAUCGCAAAAGUCGCAAUCAGAUGAACGCGAUGCUAUGGAAGCAGCAACCGCUAUUGCUACCGAAGCCGUCGUUAGUAUCAAAACUGUUCAAAGCUUAGGUAUUGAAAAAGUCUUCUUGACCAGAUUUGAAAAGUCUCUUGAAGAAUCAUGCGCAGCUUUUUCCAAGAAGACAAAAUGGCGAGGUCUAGUAUUGGGCUUGGGAGUGUAUGUUCCGUUCCUGUCGUUCUGUUCUGCUACAGUCUACGGCACGGUACUUGUUGCCCGCGAAGGCCUUGAGUACAGAAUCGUUAUGCUGGUCAACGAGGCGCUCAUGUAUGGUGCAUAUAUGUUAGGCCAAUCUCUUGUAUAUGCACCUAGUUUUAAGUCUGCUAAGGCUUGCGGUGCCAGAAUAUUAGCCAUCAUCAAUAGGGAGCCAAAAAUUCAAACGGAAACUAAGUUGAAGGAUAGAAAGGAUUGGGUUGCUACAGGUGCGUUUGGCAUAAAAGAAGUCGAGUUCUGCUACCCAACUAGGCCACAUCAAAGGAUUCUCAAAGGAAUCGAUCUUAAAAUUGAGGCUGGCAAAACAGUGGCCCUCGUUGGUUCGUCAGGCUGUGGCAAGUCAACUAUAUUGCAACUUCUGCAGAGAUUUUAUGAUCCUGAAACUGGAAACAUUGAAUUAGAUGGACGGGAUAUUAGAUCAGCCUUAACACUUCCUAGACUCCGUCGCCAACUUGGAGUAGUUCAACAGGAGCCAGUGUUAUUUGAUCGAACUAUUGCAGAAAAUAUUGCAUACGGAGACAACAACAGAAAAGUGACCACGCACGAGAUUAUAUCGGCUGCGAAAGCUGCAAACAUACAUAACUUUAUUGUGUCGUUGCCAAAGGGUUAUGACACAAACCUCGGCUCUAACGGAGCCCAACUCUCCGGAGGGCAGAAGCAACGUGUUUGUAUUGCAAGGGCUCUGAUUAGGUCGCCUCGACUCCUGCUCCUCGAUGAAGCGACAUCAGCUUUAGAUGCUAACAGUGAAAGGGUUGUUUCGGAGGCUUUAGAGAAAGCCGCAAAGGGGAGGACGUGCAUCACCAUCGCGCAUCGACUUUCAACUAUAAAGGAUGCGAACUUGAUUUGCGUUGUAGACAAAGGUAAAAUAGUCGAACGUGGAACUCAUUCAGAAUUAGUAAAUAUGAAAGGCUUUUACUGGCGCAUGUGUAAAGGGCAGCAAAUGGCGUAAAACUUAAUCUGCCAACUUCUUUUUGUUUAUAAGCCGUGCUUAGUUAAGUUAACGUGUUAAAGUGAUAAUAGUAAGUUUAACAUAUAUUUCUUAUAUUGAAAUAAAACUAUAUUUAAAUUCA